This is a messenger RNA of Austrofundulus limnaeus, 242 nucleotides long. RefSeq names its product paired box protein Pax-3. Gene Ontology annotation, molecular function: RNA polymerase II cis-regulatory region sequence-specific DNA binding; DNA-binding transcription factor activity, RNA polymerase II-specific. Gene Ontology annotation, biological process: regulation of transcription by RNA polymerase II; anatomical structure development. NCBI's taxonomy places the organism in Eukaryota, Metazoa, Chordata, Actinopteri, Cyprinodontiformes, Rivulidae. The record is from RefSeq and is a predicted model, not a curated record.
AAACGGCCGACCUCUGCCCAACCACAUCCGGCACAAGAUCGUGGAGAUGGCCCACCACGGGAUCAGACCGUGCGUCAUCUCCCGGCAGCUCCGGGUCUCCCACGGCUGCGUGUCCAAGAUCCUGUGUCGGUACCAGGAGACGGGCUCCAUCAGACCCGGGGCCAUCGGAGGCAGCAAACCCAAGCCGGGAACCUCGCCGGACGUAGAGAGGAGAAUAGAAGAAUACAAGCGGGAAAACCCGG